ACGCUUAAUACGUUAAUAGUAAGUAUUACGAGGAUUAGUUUUAGCUUAAAUAAGGAAAUCGUCGCCCUAGGUAUAAUAAAAAUAAAAACGCACUUCAGAACAAUAACCUUUUAUAUUUUACCUAUUAAUACCCCAUUUCUCCUAUAUCUAAAAGAUAUAGAUCGACUAAGUAUUAUAUUCGAUAAUAUAAGAAAUAGAAUCUCUAGCGGUAAGUACUUUAAAAUAGUUAAAUAA
Messenger RNA from Colletotrichum lupini, 234 nucleotides. RefSeq lists its product as uncharacterized. The record is from RefSeq and is a predicted model, not a curated record. NCBI's taxonomy places the organism in Eukaryota, Fungi, Ascomycota, Sordariomycetes, Glomerellales, Glomerellaceae. The annotation marks the transcript as partial. The transcript has a single exon.